AUGCCGCGGGAUCACUACGGGAGAUUUGGUGGCAAUGCAAAUGCCUAUGUGUCGGAGCAAAUCCGCAAUGAGAUUCAGCGAUUCGAGAGUGUUCAUCCAUGCAUCUACACGGUGUACGAUUUGAUCGAGCUUAUCCCGGAUCCGCUGCUCCAGAAUCAGCUGCGCGACCAAGUGGUGUGCAUUGAAGAAGACGCACAGCAGCGGUACUUAUUCUUAAGUUGUGCUCUGUUCAUCACGCAGAACUUCGAACAUCUGCCGCAGAUCGUUGAUUUAAAGGAAACAGCAUUUGACGUAGACGAAUAG
Gongylonema pulchrum is the source of this 303-nucleotide messenger RNA. Lineage: Eukaryota; Metazoa; Nematoda; Chromadorea; Rhabditida; Gongylonematidae. The record is from the annotation of a GenBank genome assembly.